AUAUUUAAGCAAUUUGAUCCUUCUCCUUCUGCCAAAUUCCGACGUAUUGCUGAGCAAAUGGACGAGGUCUCACGAUCGGUUCCUUCUGCUGAACAACUCUCCGCAGGACACUUUCAAGUACCCUUUGUGAAGAAAAUCAACUGGGCUUCUCUAAGGGAAAUGUGCAAGCAAUGGAUAAGAAAUCCAAUGAACAUGGCUCUAUUUGUGUGGAUUCUUUGUGUAACAAUCUCUGGUGCUAUUCUGUUCCUUGUCAUGACCGGGAUGUUAAAUGGUGUGAUACCGAAAUCACAAAGGGACACUUGGUUUGAAGUUAACAACCAAAUCCUAAAUGCCCUUUUCACUCUCAUGUGCCUUUAUCAACAUCCAAAGAGAAUCUACUAUCUUGUUCUUUUAUGCCGUUGGAGAACAAAUGAUGUCUUAAGGCUUAGAAAAGUAUUUUGCAAAAAUGGCACAUAUAAACCCAAUGAAUGGGUUCACAUGAUGGUUGUAGUUCUCCUUCUCAAUCUAAAUUGCCUUGCACAAUAUGCACUAUGUGGUCUAAAUUUGGGAUAUUCGAGGUCCAGAAGGCCUGCUAUUGGAGUUGGUCUUUGUAUCUCUGUUGCAAUUGGUGCACCGGCUAUUGCUAGCGUGUACAAUAUCCUAAGCCCCCUUGGAAAAGAAUACGAAAACGAAAUAGAUCAAGAGGCACAGGUUCAAGUUACACCAACGAAACUCCGACUGAAAUCACUUGAAAAGAAGUAUUCUUUCAUUGUAAGAGAUGAUCAAAGGGUUGAAGAGACUAGACCACAAUGGAUUGGGGGAUUAUUUGAUUUAUGGGAUGAUAUUUCUACAGCCUAUCUUUCUUUCUUUUGCAGUUGCUGUGUAUUUGGAUGGAACAUGCACAGACUAGGGUUUGGUAAUAUGUAUGUGCACAUUGUGACAUUUAUCCUAUUUUGUUCGGCCCCUUUCUUUAUUUUCAACUUGGCAGCAGUUAAUAUUGACAACGAGGGCGUUAGAGAGGCAUUAGGGAUCGCAGGUAUUUUCCUUUGUGUUUUUGGUUUGUUGUAUGGUGGGUUUUGGAGGAUUCAGAUGAGAAAGAGGUUUAAUUUACCGGGAAAUACCUUUUGUUGUGGAAACCCCUCGGUUACUGAUUGCUUUCAGUGGUUAUGUUGUUGCUCUUGUUCUCUUGCUCAAGAGGUGAGAACUGGGGACUAUUAUGAAAUUGUGGAGGAUAAGUUGUAUGCGAAAGGUAUGGGUGAUGAUAAUCAACUUGUACUGUCCCCUUUGCCUCAUGAGGAUGGCUUGGCUUUGUUUACCUCGAGCCCCAGUUCUCCUUAUAUUGUCAAAUCUAGUUCGUCGACUCCUAAAAGAUCUCCAGGUGGGCAUUCUCCACAAGCGAAUUUGCCUACUGUUAAGGAGGAGUCAUCGGUGAAAAGUGAAGGCAGCACAAUGAAACCUCCUGUUCCUGUUAUAAUACAAAGAGAAGAUUAGUUCGGGUGUAAUAUAGCCAAACUUGCUACUUUUCCUUUUAUCUUUAUGUGGAUUUUGUAGUUAUGUUUGUUACAGUGAGUAUAAUUUUUUUUAAAUGGCUGAAUGUAGUUGUGAUGAGAAUGUUAUUUGUAAUCUUCAUUACAUCAUUGCAUAUGAUUUGAGCCUUACCUUCAUUGUGAUGCUGGGAUAUUUUUAGUUGGACUUUUAUCUCAAGUCUUGAUAAGAAUAUUAUCUGUAAUCUUCA
This is a messenger RNA of Asparagus officinalis (garden asparagus), 1714 nucleotides long. RefSeq lists its product as uncharacterized. Gene Ontology annotation, molecular function: cyclase activity. The record is from RefSeq and is a predicted model, not a curated record. Lineage: Eukaryota; Viridiplantae; Streptophyta; Magnoliopsida; Asparagales; Asparagaceae. Gene Ontology annotation, biological process: sesquiterpene biosynthetic process. The transcript has a single exon. The annotation marks the transcript as partial.